AUGAAGGAUAACGGCAAUCUAACGUUACUUCCUCUUAUGGAUAUUGAAGAUUAUGAUAACUUAUCAUUUUUAUAUGGAAAUCAGACUAUUAUUGCUCAAUCAAAUUCAACUGAAAUCAUUUCAAGACGUCAUUGGCAUUAUGUGUUUGUAUCAAUAGCCAUAUGUGGAAUAUUAGCUAAUGCUUCGAUAUUUUGGAGAAGAAAAUCAUCAAAACGAUCAUCAUCAACUACAAAAACUUCUUUAUUCCUCUUAAGUACAAUGGCUGCUGCUGACACAAUUUGCCUCAUUUCUCUCCUUUUUAUGUUAACAUUGCGUUAUUUUCACAUCAAAGAAGUGUGGUUUCUGAAUUUAGUUUGUAAAAUCGAUUUAUUUCUCAUACAUACUACAAGUGCUUUCUCUAUAUGGUGCUGGCUUGUAUUAUCGGCAGUACGAUAUGUUGCUGUCUAUCGGCCAUAUACACAUCUUCGAUUAAACAAAGAACCGCGUCUGGCUGUGAUAAUUUUAGCCGUUUUCUGCUGUUUAAUGGAAAUUUGGGUUUUAUUUGAUAUACAAUAUCACCCAGAUGCCCAAGCUUGUAUGAGCAGUUCUGAUGAAUGGCUGAGCAGAAAUCUUCAAAUAUCCGAGAUAACAGCUUCUUACUUCCUACCCGUAGCCAUAUUAACCGCUUUAGACAUGAAGGUUUUGGUCUGUCGUCCAUUCUACCAUGAGAAAUCAAAUAAAAAAUGUGAAAUGUCAUCAACUACAGCCAGAGACAGCCCUUCAUUAGUAAGAGCUGUUCCAGAAGAAGCAAAAGCCAUGUGUCAUCUUGAAGUAACUUCUCAGAACUCAUUAGGAAACAAUAGCUUGUCCAGGGCAAUAUUCGAAUCGAGUAAACUAUUAGGAGGAACAACGAAAUUAGCCUCGUUUGAUAACUCAACACUCAAACGCGUGAGAUCAAAGAAGCGAUCACAACAAAUGCGAGUUCUCAGAAGGUGUCUCUGCAUUACCAUAUUGGACUUGAGCAUGAACCUUCCGUCAUAUCUUCUGCGGCUAUAUCUGACUAUCAUUACCGAAGAUGAAUUCCGUAAUUUAAAUGAAAAAGCUAUGCAUUAUAUGGAAUCCAUCGCACAAGUUCUAUAUUUUGCCCAAUUUGCUUUGAAUGGCUUAUACCUUGCAUUCAUCAUCUACGAUACGCCAAAACCGAAAGAAAAGGUGCCUCUUAGUACUCAAAUCAGCUCAGCUUAUCAUUCUCUUACACCACGAACAUCAUCAAUGAAGUCAAUGUCGAAUCAUCGAAGAUCGUUCAGAUCACGUGAGAGCGAAGUGCUAAUGGUUUGA
Auanema sp. JU1783 is the source of this 1317-nucleotide messenger RNA. NCBI's taxonomy places the organism in Eukaryota, Metazoa, Nematoda, Chromadorea, Rhabditida, Rhabditidae. The record is from the annotation of a GenBank genome assembly.